This is a messenger RNA of Sphaeroforma arctica JP610, 1099 nucleotides long. RefSeq lists its product as hypothetical. The record is from RefSeq and is a predicted model, not a curated record. NCBI's taxonomy places the organism in Eukaryota, Ichthyosporea, Ichthyophonida. Gene Ontology annotation, molecular function: RNA binding. The coding region runs from base 127 to 849 and encodes 240 amino acids. The transcript has 3 exons.
AAUCUGUGUAAAUAUAUAGGUCUUCAGAGAUAUUGUACUCGACUUUAUUGAGAGUAUUUGAGUUAUCUUACACGUAAGUCCUAUCGAUAUCCGUACAAAGUGCGUUUCAUUCCCAUAACAUAUACAAUGGCGGACGAGACCUUCAGGGAUGACCUCGAGAGCGAAGAGGCACGCAUAAUCGCCGAAGCAGAAGCCCUUGCAGCCAGUGUGGCCUUAGAAGACGCAUCUGCAGACACAACCGAAGCCACAGCAGCAGACGGUGAUGAAAAUACCACAGAUGUCGCGGGUGUGGCAGGUGAUGAUGAUGAAAUAGAUGACCCUGAACUGGAGGCCAUGAAACAGAAGGUCAAGGAGAUGGAAGAAGAGGCUAAGAAAUUACAGGAAAUGCAGGAUCAAGUGGAAAAACAAAUGGCUGUUGCUGCGCCUACAGAGCCCAAGGAGGACAUCGAUGCUCGGUCGGUGUAUGUGGGCAAUGUGGACUAUGGCGCCACUCCCGAAGAAUUGCAGAUCCACUUUGGCUCAUGCGGGGCUAUUAACAGGAUAACAAUCAUGUGCGACACUUACACUGGACAACCUAAAGGAUACGCGUAUAUCGAAUUUUCUGAUAAGAGCGCUGUGGAUAAUGCACAAGUGUUGGACGAAUCCUUAUUCAGAGGGAGACAGAUCAAGGUAGUCCCCAAACGAACCAACGUGCCUGGUCUAAAGAUGAGGGGCGGCAGGCGAGCACGCAGAGGUGGAGCUCCGGGUUAUAGUCCCUAUUACAACGCACGAGGCGGUGGAGGUGGUCGUGGCGGCGGAGGUCGUGGAAGAUUCACUGGGUAUGGCAAUAGGCGAGCGAGCUUCCAGUAAUAUGCACAACGGGAUGAUUCGCUCAGAAGGGUACUACAUGGAGAUUCUCAUUCACGUAGAUUGUAGCAUGCACAGACCCUCAACAUUAGACACAGGUCGAGUAGUACGGCUUCUUUGGUACACUAGAGCACGCCUGGAAUAUAGGAAUGAGAUAUGUUCUGCGCAUCAAGCUCAUGUGUGCACAUAACGAGCGCGGCAGUUUCCACUUGAAUAUUGCGCAAAUAAAAAUAAACUCAUCAUAUAGCUUCUG